Molecule: messenger RNA, 3432 nt
Organism: Paramormyrops kingsleyae
Lineage: Eukaryota; Metazoa; Chordata; Actinopteri; Osteoglossiformes; Mormyridae
Product: NADP-dependent malic enzyme, mitochondrial-like
Biological process (GO): pyruvate metabolic process; malate metabolic process
Cellular component (GO): mitochondrion
Molecular function (GO): malate dehydrogenase (decarboxylating) (NADP+) activity; NAD binding
Source: RefSeq, a predicted model, not a curated record
GCGUUCUGGACCAGCCAGUGGGAAGUGUAAGUGUCAAUGUCAAACAGCGAGAAAAAAACGCAGGUCAGCUUGUUUCGGCAGGUUACGGCAACAUCCGCCGAUCGAACCUCCAGAGACUCUGGCAACCGAUAGCUGCUGCGCGUACCCAUCGCAGGACGUCAGACCGUAACGCUGUAGGACCGACCGCUUUGAGGAGAUAUGAACUCUCUGCCGAGCAGGAGUCUUCUGUCACUGUGCAGACAUGCUGCCAGUAGCACCGGCGGCGUCGCAGCGCUCGUGGGCCAGGGGAAGCAUGCCGGGUACCGGAGCGCGAGCAGCGUCAGCACCAAGAAACGCGGCUAUGACAUCACAAGAAACCCGCACCUGAACAAGGGCAUGGCCUUCACGCUGGAGGAGAGGCAGCAGCUGGGGAUCCACGGUCUGCUGCCCCCCUGCUUCCUCACGCAGGACGUGCAGGUGCUGCGGGUGAUGAAGAGCUACGAGACCCGGAGCAACCCCCUGGACAAGUACAUCCUUCUGAUGACUCUGCAGGACAGGAAUGAGAAGCUCUUCUACCGCGUGCUGACCUCCGACAUUGAGGAGUUCAUGCCAAUCGUGUACACUCCCACCGUGGGGCUGGCCUGCCAGCAGUACGGCCUGGCCUUCCGGAGGCCACGAGGCCUGUUUAUCACCGUCCAUGACAAGGGUCACAUUGCCACUAUGCUCAACUCCUGGCCAGAGGAGAAUAUCAAGGCCAUUGUUGUUACGGAUGGUGAGCGAAUCCUCGGGCUGGGUGACCUGGGCAGCUACGGCAUGGGCAUCCCUGUGGGCAAGCUUGCCCUUUACACCGCCUGCGGAGGGGUACCACCCCAGCAGUGCCUACCUGUGCUUCUGGAUGUGGGAACAGACAACCAGACACUUCUUGAUGAUCCCCUCUACAUCGGGCUGAAGCACAAGCGUGUGCGAGGGAAGGAGUAUGACGAGCUCAUCGACGAGUUCAUGCAGGCCGUGACUGACAAGUACGGGAUGAACUGCUUGAUACAGUUUGAAGAUUUCGCCAACAGCAAUGCCUUCCGCAUUCUCAAUAAGUACCGAAACCGGUACUGUACGUUCAACGACGACAUCCAAGGUACCGCCGCUGUGGCAGUGGCUGGGAUUCUGGCAACCCUAAGGAUAACCAAGAAUAAAAUCUCUGACCACAAGUUCGUGUUUCAGGGGGCAGGAGAGGCCGCGAUGGGCAUUGCGCAGUUGCUGAUCAUGGCCAUGGCCAAGGAGGGUAUCCCUCAUGCUGAGGCCAUCAAGAAGAUUUGGAUGGUGGAUUCCAAAGGCCUCAUCGUCAAGGGCCGAGGUCACCUGAACCAUGAGAAGGAGGAGUUUGCUCAUGAUCACCCUCAGGUGAAAACCCUGGAGGAGGCGGUGCAGAAGCUCAAACCCACAACCAUAAUCGGCGUGGCUGCCAUUGGUGGGGCUUUCACAGAGAAGAUCAUCAAAGACAUGGCAAGCUUCAAUGAGCGUCCCAUCAUCUUCGCCCUCAGUAAUCCCACCAGUAAGGCAGAGUGCACGGCGGAGCAGUGCUACAAGUUGACGGAGGGCAGGGGCAUCUUCGCAAGCGGAAGCCCCUUCAAGAAGGUGACCCUGGCGGAUGGCCGCACCUUUUACCCCGGGCAGGGCAACAACGCCUACAUUUUCCCGGGCGUGGCUUUGGGUGUGAUGGCCUGUGGCGUGCGUCACAUCUCCGAUGAAAUCUUCCUCACUACGGCCGAGGCUUUAGCAGAGAUGGUUACUGAGGAGCAUUUAGCGGAGGGCCGACUUUACCCCCCUCUGAGUACCAUCAGGGAGGUGUCCUUCAAGAUUGCGCUGAAGAUCGUGGACUACGCCUACAAGAAGGACAUUGCCUCCUGGUACCCAGAGCCCAAAGACAAAGAGGCCUUUGUCCUCUCUCAUGUCUACAGCCCCGACUACGACUCCUUCACCCUGGACUCCUACAGCUGGCCCCAACACGCCAUGGCAGUCCAGGACGUCUAAGGCGUUGUGACACUGGUCACUUCCACGUCUCCGCGUUCCUUCCGCGAGCACUCCUCUUCCCCCGUUACCGUUUCCCUCUCUUCGCUCGUGAUCCUCAGCCUGAGGGGUAGACUCCAUUAUUUUUUAGUUCUGCCAUUUUAUGUUGUCGAUUUAAGCACGAUUAGCGAGUCUCUUGACAGAUGUUUUAAGACACUAGGGUGAUAUUAAGAAAGCUUUUAAAGAUGUACGAUUGUUAGGUUUGAUUUCAAUUCUGAAUGGUCGUAGAGACAGAGAGGCAAUACACAGUGUGACACAAAGUCAUUUCGAUGGCAUCUAAAGGCAGCGACUUUAAACUCCAGUGUUAGGUAAGCAAUGCUAUCUUCAGCAAGCUUUUACCUCCUUAUCAUUAUAGAAACAUGAAGGAUGCUUGUCGGUCCGGAACUUUCAAGUCCUCACACUCCAGUCUAAGUUCUAACCAGGACCGGAAACUUACAUUUCUAUGGCUUCUAUUUUGUGUUUAAAACGUCCCAGUGAACUUCAAAAAUAUCCAGAAAUGCUGUCCACUGUCCAGCCUUCACACUCCAUCCUGUGCUCUUCCCCAAUCACUCCCUUUUAUUUGUUUUUUAAUCCAUCGACUGCUCUUUCUCCUUGGUCUUGCAGCACCCUGUCAGUUCCUGUACGUUUGAUCUUAUUGUCCUCUGUUAAACCACCUAAAUUCCGAUGUACUGUAUUUACGAAGGACUCUUUGUAAAAGAAAGUCUGUAACCAGAAAAUGUUCCAACUUAAUUGUAUCGCUACGUUUUAUAUAAAGCUUAGACUGAUUCCUGGUGUCCGAUUUUGCCGGAAUGUUUGGGAUUUUAGGGGAGGCCAGCGUCCUCUGAGUGUUUGUGUGCGAUGGGCAUGUGGGUUUCUCUGAAUUUGCCCAUGAGUCACUAUUCAUUUUUCACAAGGCCUAAAACUUGGGUUAACUGCUGCAGAUCCAUGUUCACGUCACAUGGGCAGAGGAAGCACAAUUACUGAGUAUCGAAGUUUACACGACACGUCUUUAAGUGCCAUUCAAGUACCAAAGACUGAUGGUCUCAGCGGACAUUUGAGGGUGAUUCUAACAUUUAUCAAAAUAUUAGUUCUGUUGGUAAUGAAGGAAAAAGUGCUUCACUCUGACGAUCUGCUUUGCUUUCCCAGAAUGCAUGAUUGCUAAAUUCUGAUCCAAUUUAGAUUCACUCAUAUCUGUUUCAUGCUUAAUUCACGCGUCGGGGGGAGAGAGAUGCGGUCAUACCAUGCCUCUCUAUCAUCUGCUGGGCUGUGAGUAAAAAUUUGCUAUUUUGUGAUGGACACUUUCAGCGUUGGGAUGUAUGAAGUGUGCUUUGGCUACUAAUGCCUUACAAAGGAGAAAUUCUGGACAGAAAAAUAAGGUAAUACAAUAAUAAUGUAAUAAAUUUAUGGAAAUCA